AUGGCCGAUAAUCCGGACACCUGGUCUUUGUAUCCCUAUGACCCAAACAAGCCAGCUCCGAUAGCCUUCGCAAUCCUCCUAACCUGCCUCGCAUGUCUCCAAGUCUAUCAAUCAUUCUUCCGGUAUAAAUGGAAGAAGUUCGGCGGCGUCAUGACAUGGGCAUCUUCGGUCUGGAUUGCUGGUUUCGUCUGUCGGAGCAUUUCGGUGUUCAACGUGCAGAGCGUCAACAUCUUCAUUGCUCAAUACGUCCUCGUACUCAUGGGCCCUCCACUGUACGCCGCUGCAGAAUACUUUAUCCUGGGUCGAUUGCUCGCCUACCUACCGUAUCACACGCCCAUUCAUCCUGGCAGAGUAUACAGCACUUUCAUCCUCCUCAGCGCGGUUGUCGAGGCCUUGACGGCCAAUGGUGCGGCCAAUAGCGUGGGAGAUGGUAGGACGGAAGCUCAGUACAGAACUGGUCACAGCUUGCUCAAAUCUGCACUCAUACUACAGUGUUUUAUCGAGGCACUGUUCAUGUCCCUAGUCGCAACCGUCGAAUAUCGGUGUCGAAAGGCGAAGAGCUUCCCGAGCCCCGUACGGACUGUUUGCUACAUCCUAUACAUCACUUCCGGCAUGAUUCUGGUGCGCUGCAUCGUACGAACCAUCGAAGGCUUUGAGGCGGCAUCUUGCGAUCCAAACCGUGAUGAUCCAUACUGUGGUCCCGUCUCCCGAAACGAAUGGUUCCUCUGGCUUUUCGAGAUUGCAAACAUCACACUCUUCGUUAUCUUGCUUUCGAUAUUUCACCCUGGCAGAUUCCUUCCUGGCAGUAGCAAAGUGUUUCUGGAUCCAGAUGACGGUAAGACAGAGCGUCUUGGGCCUGGCUUCGGCAAAGCAGACAAACGACCACUUCUUAUCACCAUUAUCGAUCCGUUCAACUUUUACGGUAUUGCGACUGGCAAAGGAAUGAAACUCGACAAGUUCUGGGAGAGACAUCAACCUCUCCACGAUAGUCAAGACGUGCAGGCUAAACACGAGAACUUGGGUAGUCCUGUGGGAGAUACACAGGUCGGGACGAUGAGAGAUUCUACGAUUCAAGUGUAG
Messenger RNA from Pseudocercospora fijiensis CIRAD86, 1080 nucleotides. RefSeq lists its product as uncharacterized. Bases 1 to 1080 code for a protein of 359 amino acids. NCBI's taxonomy places the organism in Eukaryota, Fungi, Ascomycota, Dothideomycetes, Mycosphaerellales, Mycosphaerellaceae. The record is from RefSeq and is a predicted model, not a curated record. The transcript has a single exon. Gene Ontology annotation, cellular component: membrane.